Linepithema humile (Argentine ant) is the source of this 5599-nucleotide messenger RNA. It is a transcript of the gene MEP-1, whose product is annotated as MEP-1. The record is from RefSeq and is a predicted model, not a curated record. Gene Ontology annotation, biological process: positive regulation of transcription by RNA polymerase II. NCBI's taxonomy places the organism in Eukaryota, Metazoa, Arthropoda, Insecta, Hymenoptera, Formicidae. Gene Ontology annotation, cellular component: nucleus.
CAUCUUAGCAGUUUCGACGACGGAGGCAAGAGGAGCAGAUCGGUGACGUCGCGUCGCGGAUCAAAUAAACAUCGAGUGCACGCAAGCGGGUCCUUGGCUUUUAUACGAGUAACAACGACAUAUCGUGGGAGCUGUGUGUGCCGCCGCAGGUGUUCACCGGUACGCCGAUUGUACGGUUUUGUGAAUAAACCGCGUAAUUGUGUCCCGUCGGAGCGAUUGUGUGUACUAUUGGAAUACAAUACCGCUACAAUUGAUACCACACGCAGCAGCAGUGAUCGAGCAACGUCGUCGUCAUUGACGAGAAUCACGUGUGCAACGAUGUCGCGCCGUUUAACGCUCGCGUAGGCAACCCCGUCAUCGCCGUCGCCGUCGCCGUUGCCGUCGUCGUAAUCUUUUUGCUCUUCCUCUCUAGAUCGGCUGCGCGGCGAACCGCGGUGGACUCAUGGAAGGCACGUUGGAGGAGCCCGCUAUUAAGGACACUUCUCGGAAUAGUCCCGAUAAGCACCUGAAAGAUAUGAUUAUUCCAAAUGGUGUCAAUGGGAACUAUAGUGCUGACAACGAAGAAUAUAUGGAUAUCAGUGAUGACACAGGCAAGGGUGUAUCCAGAGAAAUUAUCACGGAAGAGGAGGAGGGUGAUGAAGAAGAUGAAGAUGAAAUGGAUGAUGAGGACGAUCAUGAGAGAGUAGCUGAAGGAGAAGAAGACAAGAACGAAGAUAGUGGGCAGAACGAAGCAGUAGAUAGUAGUAAGGAGGAAGGUGAAACGUUUGAUGGGAAAAAUGACUUUAAAGUAUCGAAAUCGUCCGAAGGUGUCAGUGAGACGAACAAUUCUAGUGAAGUGUCUAAAACUGAAUCCGAGUGUAAAAACACAUCCUGUGAACCGAUGGAAGUAGACGAACAGAGUAAUAAUUCUGAUGUCGAGUGUCUUGACGAAACCAUCACAGAAAUACAACUGGAUAAUGACGAUGUGUUCAUCUCGAAAAAAACUGUUGAGAAGCAAGACGAUAUGUCGUCCAACUGCAGCUGCGACAGUGACAUUGCCGACAGCAGUAUGGAGAAGUCAGAUGACAAGCUGUGCGAGGAGAACGGAAGCUGUGACAGUCCUGAUAUCGAGGAAAUAACCGACAGCGCGAAAAAUAAUGGUCAUAAUGUGUCAAUAGAACGUGUUAAAGACCCCUCUAAACAGAGGAAACCACGAAAACAACUAGAUCUCAGUAACAUCACGCCAAGAAGAAGCUCGCGUAAUAUUAAACGAACAAGCUACAUAGAGAAAGAACUUGAGGAAGAGGUGGAGGACGAUGGAUCUGACAUAGAAGAAAUUAAGCCGGAAGACCCGUUGGCUGUUAUCGACAGCAAAGAUAAGGAGAAUACGAAGCUGCUGAAGUCGCCAAUAAAAAAUAGUAAAACCACCAUCGUCGUGAAUGAUACCAAGCGUCUGGUAGAAAUUGCCGCCGGUAGCAAAUCGAUCAAGGGCGGAAAGAAGGAACCUACGUUAGUUAUAAUAGACACGAACUCCAUUCUUUCAGGACGCGGUGGCGUACCUGUGAGUAACAGUAAACCUCAUCAUUCUGUCUCUAACUCCAGUCCGUUCUCGGUCGUCCCGAUGGGUAGUAUGACAACACAGUAUUCCAAUCUGAGGACGACCAUCACGCCAGUACCCAUGACUUCGAAAACGGCGCAACUGAGUCCGAAGACCAGUAUGACCACGGUUACGCCGACCGUGGCGCCGGUCUUACCGUCGUUGACCGAUGAUAUGUUCGUGGUCGAAGCUCCGUCGUUCAUAGUACCUUACGUAUACGAGAAGCCGCCUCUGAAACCGUUGAAAGAAUUCGUCACUAAGUUGCAGAAGAGCAUCGAGGAAAGGGAGAAGGAGGAGAAGCUGAAAAGAAUCGCUGACGAGGGCAAGGACAAUGACGAGCACGGAGAAGACUUUUUGGAUAUCGCUAAAAAGAACAAUGACAAGUCCGAAGAGAGCGAAGGUGAGGGAAGAAGCAAGAAGGACGGGGACGACCAAGGUGGUGAUAAUUCAAUAGAUUUAACCGAGCACGGAUUCAGCAUAGGUGACAAGCACGAACCGAGGCAAGAUGACAGAAAUAAAAUAUCGUCAGCAGUACCGACGUACUUCGACCUGCCGUUGGGAAAGUUCUUUAUGCAAAUCGGGAUAAAUCUUGUUCAAGAAUAUGUGCAAACUGAUCUCUUACGGACUCAAAAGCGUAAGCAAGGCAAGGGUAGCACAUCGGCCGAGACUCAAUUAGCUAUAAAUUCACUUAUCAAGAAUCUAGAGUUUAGUAAAGAAAAUAACGAACCAUUCCAUUUAGAGAUGAAGAAAUGCGACUUCUGUAGUUUUAAAACGGAAUCGACCUUAGUCAUGCAGCAUCAUCUAGAGACCCCGCAUAUGCGCAAUUACGUUUACAAGUGCAACUUCUGCCCGAUGGAGGUUCGCAGUCCUCACGAUAUUCUCUAUCACAUGGAGGCGGAGCACAAUACUCGCGGCAGAUUGGAGCGCGGACCGGCCUUCCACCAGUGUCCGAAUUGUCCGUUCGAGGACAACCAGAAGGGAAAGCUGACGCGGCAUAUUCUCGCUUGCACGAAGAAGUUCAGACCGGAAAGGAAUCUGGAGCCCGCCGCGGACUGGGAGCCACCUGCGAAGAUACCGAGAUUAAAUCGCGCGCGACCCAUCGGCCCGACUAAUCCGAACGCGCUCGCCGCCAUGGCACUCAGUGCCAAAGGACCGCAGCCGCUGUUACCAAAAUUACUCCCCGCGCCGAUCACGGGCCGCGGAAGAGGGCGGCCGCCGAUGCAGCCGAGAUACUCCGACCUGAAGACCUUGCGGCCAGGUUCCACUACAAUGCGACAAGACAAUGUUGCAGGAAUGAUGUAUCGUCCUACAUCUUCCGGCUUACUGGUACCCACGUCAUACCAGUUUGGUACUAACCAAAUAUUCCAGGUGGUGGGUGGCUCUGGGACUGUCAUGUCGGCUGUCUCGGGGGUGAGUAGCAGUAGCGGCGGCAGUUCCGGUCAACCCACACCAAUUGCACUUGUACCCAACGUAAUCGACUCUCUGUCUAGGUUGUCCUCAUCACAGAACACAACAGCCAGUUCCAAAAAUCCUACAGCGAAGCUAUUAAGUCAGCCGAGUAUAUCCAUCACACCAUUGCCACGUACAACAUCGCAAACUUCCGUUCCAGGAUCAGGCACAUCUUCAAAAUCCGGGGGAAAAAAUACGUUUGUUAUAUGCGAAAUUUGUGAUGGCUACAUUAAGGAUCUAGAACAAUUACGAAAUCACAUGCAAUGGAUCCAUAAAGUGAAAAUACAUCCAAAGAUGAUUUACAACAGACCACCAUUAAACUGCCAGAAAUGCCAAUUCCGAUUUUUCACAGAUCAGGGUUUGGAAAGACACUUAUUGGGAUCUCAUGGACUUGUCACAUCCAGCAUGCAAGAAGCAGCAAAUAAAGGAAAAGACGCAGGCCGCUGUCCAGCUUGUGGCAGGGUAUAUCAAUGGAAAUUACUGAAUCACGUUGCUCGAGAUCACGGGAUGACAUUAAAACCAGCACAUCUAUCAUAUAAGUGUACAGUUUGCACUGCCACAUUCGGAAUGUACAAGCAAUUCGAGAAUCACGUGUACUCGGCGCACAGUGUCGUGGCGAAGAGAGUAAUGGAUAAGAAGAACGCACCCGCAUCUCCGUCGUCGAGAUCGAACGACUCGCUCUUGAAACCGCUGAAGAUUAACGACGAGAUCACGAUUAUUCCGCAACCGGCGAAACCCACAACCAGAUCCGGUGCGAUUCAAGGCAGAGGAAAAUAGCAAUGAUGAGCUUGAGUGAUACUCGUGUCUUGUCCGAUCGAAUUUCGCGUUACUCUUUGUGGUACUCUAUACCGAUCACUGUCAAGCGGUGAUUUAACGUACCGUGUACAUGUGUAUACUAUGCUUAAGAAGCGAAUUGCAACACCUAAAUGAGGGGGGGGAGGGGGGGGAGAAGGGGAAGAUAAGAAACAAAAGAAAAGAAAAACUACGAUUCUCGACGGCAGAAACCUAGUUGACUGCAAGUAAUAAUAUUCCAUCAAUGAUUAUACCGAUAUAUUUAUUUAAGAAUUUUUAUUGUUGUUAUCGGACCUACAUAAAAUAGACUGUAAAAACAUUAAAGGGUGGCCUUCAGUCUGACUCCUUGGUUAACUCCUAGAGCUGCGUACUCCCGACCUAUAAACGCCUAUGUGUAACACGGACUCUCUCGCGCGAAAUACCGAGCAUAUUUACAUUCAAUGUGACGAUGCAUGUUGUGACAUGUCGCGCGCAAUGCGAAUUACUCUCUUAAUAGCGAAUUCUCUAUAAUGUAUAAAUUCUUUUUCUAAGAUAAAUAUAUUCGAAUUUAUUCUAUUUUGUUAUUAUAAACGCUAACGCGACUUCGAAAAGACGGGGUUUGACUUUAAAUCUCCGAUUUAAUAGAAUGAUAAACAUCAUGUUUACAGAGCAAUUUCCGAAUGAUAUAUAAUGCGAUAAAUUGUAUUAAUUGACCAGAGUGCCCUCGACUGUCUCGCGAAUCUACAGUACACAGGUACUAACGACAAGUGUAUACUAGCUACCGUGUGUUUCUUUGGAUCGUAUGCAUAUUAUACUUUCAUUUCGCCAUCAUAUGUUUUUUUAAUUAACAGUUAGUGAAAUUAUCGUCAUACCCCUUAUUUAUGAUAUUUCAUGAAGCUGUGUGUAUAAAGUAAUUUAUACUUUACACACACAAAAAGGAAGCUUUUUUGUUUUUUUAAUCGGAUUUGUAAAUUGUACCUAUUAUUAUAAGUUUGACAUUUUAGUUACGUACACUGUAAUAAAAGCAGAAGACAUCCAAUUUAAUUUCUUGCGCUCUUAUUAAAAAAAAAAACAACAAAAAUGUACAUUAACAUAGAAUAUAAUAUAAAAAAAAUAUAUCAAUAAAAUAGGAUGGCACACACUCGUGUAUACAUUUUUUCUGAUAAACGUGGAUAUAAAACGGAGCAUUGAUCCUGUUAGCACACAGCGCGACGUACAUCUAUAACAUUUAUGUAUGUAUAUAUAUAAUAUAUAACAUUCACGAUAUUAUAUAUAUAAAUAUGUAAAAUUAUAAUAGCAUAGCAAUAGUGUAGUACAAGAAGAGACUAUUCAUUUCAUUUUCUUCUUGUAUGUACACUCCGAAUCGAUUAUAGGAUUACAUGAAUAUGUAGAUAGUCAUUAAAAGAAGUAACGGGUUUAAUUUAGUAAUUUCAAUUUGUCCCAAUAAUUUUUGUACGUUAUUGUAGGAUAUCAUUUUAGAGGAAACCGUAAUCAGCGAAGAAUAUGAGAUGGUGCAUUUUUUUGCACUGUAUGGCUGUAUUAUUUAAUUCUGCUAUCUUGCCAAACGCUUACGGCAAGCCAUGUUGGUAAAAUUAAGAAACAGACGUAAUUACAGAAAUAUAUAGUUUAUUGUAAUAAUUUGUACAAUAUUAUAUGAUUACAAAAAUAAAGUGUACCAACAUUGAACUAAAAUUCUUGCAGGUAUGCGUUUCACUCCGAAACCCAUCGUAAUUCAGCAGAGAGAUCGACAAAUUUCGCCUAAGCAAAACAGCACGAUCUAAGAAUAUAUUUCAUUGCUUCACA